CGCACGCAAAUUGUCUCUGUCUCACUCAUGCACACACACGAUAAAAUAACACCCCACCCCAGUGCGCUCAGCUGCCAGCUGUUUCUGGUUAGGCAGUUGGGCCUGUAGUGACGAGGAGGAGCAGGCAGGCCGGCAGAGUCAUGGAGCGGCAGCUGGAGCUUGCUGCCCUUGGUCUGGCUUUCACAGGGUGGCUUUGUGCCAUUCUGACUCGCUGCCUGGCCCUGUGGAAGGUGAGCGGCACCCUGGACAACGCCACAGCGACUCUGCCUGCCUACUGGGACGGGGUGUGGCUGGAAUGGGAUCACUGGGACCUGAACCACGAUGGCAGCCUGCACUGCUCCUUCUACCAGUCUCUCAUGUCUCUUUCUGGGAGCUUUCGGACGUGGAGAGCCCUCAUCAUGGCGUCCAUCGGAGCUGGGGGGUUUGCUGUGGUGAUCGGCACUGUUGGGGCGGUGUGGUUCCCUAGACGCGGUCAGAUCAAAGUGUUUUCUGGUACUCUCUUUGUUUUGUCUGGGAUCCUGCUGCUGGUUCCCACAGCUUGGACGUGUCAUCACAGCAGUCAGCCACUGGAGGGUGCUGCCCUGCUCAGAAGAGACUGGGGACCUGCGCUGUACAUUGGAUGGAUCUCCUUUGCUUUGAUGCUGGCCGGAGGGGUGUUCCUCAUCACCAGAUGUCCCACUGGGGAAAGGCAGGGACAGCAGCCUGAAGGGAGUGGGUAUCCCAAUCUAGAGGAGGAGGCUAAUCAUCCACUGAGCAGGAUCAACAGGACUACGUUCACACAAAGCCAGUAUGACCGCAGAUCAGAGCCUAUCUGAGGGGACUGUGUUGUAAUAUUUAUCUGAGUGUGAGUGAUUCAACUGGAAUAUCAUUAAUAUGUGAGAUGGCUGUGAGUAGAUUUAACAGCAAAGGAAAAAUUCUGACUGCACAUGUUGAGUAAUGAUCCACUGGCAUAACUAAGCGUGAACUUAACAUUACAAAGCACAAACACAGCAAUGUGUCAUUUACUUAGCUUUAUUGAUAGAGGUGUGGGUAGGCGUUUGAAUUUGAACUGUGUUUCUUUCAUUUCUAUUGAAGCUAACACACUGUGUAGUUUACAUUAAAUUGUUUUACAUUCAAUUCUCAUUUCCCCUAUUCAAUAUCACUGUAACAUACUUACUAUUGAUACUGUUCUGAUUCCCAUAAUUCUGUCUGAGACUGAAGACAUUAUCAUCCCCUGAUACUUUUAAUACUUUGCCAUACAUGUGAAUGAGUUCAUACUGGUCCUAAAACUAAAUACUGUACUUGUAUUGCACUAUAUUAGAGUAAUGCAGUUUAAUAUUUCUUUGGUUUGUAGAGAGUGAAAAAAAUGUUUACAUCUGAGAUGAGUUCCUCUGCACAACAAAACACUGUAGAAUAAAGCAGUGAAAAUUAUUCAAUGAAUAUUUGCUUAGAAAAGCUAUUUGACUUAAGUCAUGAUUUAUAGUGUUUUAGCUCAUUAUGCCACAGGGCACUCAAAGAGGCAAAAAGCUGAUCAGUAAUUCUGAAACAUUUACUGUUGCCAGUUAAAACCUGACAUGUUGCACUUUUGACUGAGAGAUUUAUUUCAGUUUUCUUUUAACUCAGAGGAGGUAAAUUCCACACAUUUCUGACUGAAACUUGAUUCUCCUGAACUUUAAAAUGUGAUAAAAAAUUUAAUAAAAAGUCAGACCUCUUGGACCUGUGUGUGGGUAUGUGUUUCACACUACAGAUUUGCAAAUAAAAACAUUUUAAAUUAUUUUUUAUGUAUCAUACUCUUCCAGCUGCAGUACAUCACAUGCUAUAUAUCUCUAUUGCUCAGUUUGCGAAGAAAAAGAAAAAAGAAAUGCAAUAUGUAAUUCUUCAGGUUAUAUUUGACACUUUUUCUGAAUUUUGUGAAUGCAAAUUACGGUACGAUAAUCCAUAUUGUGGUCCAGUUCAGCACUUUUUCAUAGAUAGAAAUAAUUUCUGUUCUUAAAGGUGCUACAUAUUUCAGUGGUCUGCAAAACUGUGAUUUUGUUUGUUUUCAAAACAGCUGUGUGCAUAUUAGGGAAAAUCAUGCAUAUAUACAAAAAGGGAAAUAUUUUGUUAAAUAUUUAUUUGCUACAAAGCAAACUCACUCAUUAUGACAAAAUAUAAAUUACUGUGUUAAAGAAAUUAUCCAUAAAACAGGAAUACUGAGCAAAACUACAUGGCACACAAAGUCUGAUGGAAGGCAGAAACAACCUCAUCCAGGAGUACUGCAAGCUGUCCUGAGGUGUUAGCAUAAAUGUAACUAAUAAAUAAGUCAAUGCACACCAUCAGAUCUAUUUACUGACGGCCAAGUUUAGAUGUAAAUUCCAUGUCAAAUGCAAAUGGAACAAUACUUUUUUUUCUUUCUUUUUUUCAGUCAAAUAAAUCCUUUAAAAAUAGAGCUGGUGAAUAGGAAUGACUGAAA
This is a messenger RNA of Lates calcarifer (barramundi perch), 2431 nucleotides long. RefSeq names its product claudin-3. Gene Ontology annotation, cellular component: bicellular tight junction; plasma membrane. The transcript has a single exon. Lineage: Eukaryota; Metazoa; Chordata; Actinopteri; Centropomidae. Gene Ontology annotation, molecular function: structural molecule activity. The coding region runs from base 141 to 815 and encodes 224 amino acids. The record is from RefSeq and is a predicted model, not a curated record. Gene Ontology annotation, biological process: cell adhesion; bicellular tight junction assembly.